Molecule: messenger RNA, 876 nt
Organism: Funneliformis mosseae
Lineage: Eukaryota; Fungi; Glomeromycota; Glomeromycetes; Glomerales; Glomeraceae
Source: the annotation of a GenBank genome assembly
AUGUCUUCUCCUUCAAAGAAAAUUGAUAUCAGUGAAAAUAUAAAACGAAGUGCUGAACGUACAAUCAUCCUAAAUGUUGGAGGAAUCAAGUAUGAAACGUACGCUUCAACUUUAACAUCAUAUCCUGAUACAUUAUUGGGAACAAUGUUUCAAGAUAAAAAUCGAGCAUUACUUCACCCACAAGCUGGCAAUACGUAUUUUUUUGACAGAAAUGGGUAUGCUUUUAGAUAUAUAAUGGAAUUUUAUCGUACCGGUAAAUUAUUGUUAAGUGAACGUGAUAAAGAUAAGGUUACUUUUGUAACCCUUGAUGAAAUUGAAAAAGAAAUUGAUUAUUUUCAUAUUCCCGUUACUGAAGAAGAAGAUGUUGUUGAAUUUGAUGACGAUAAUUUGAUGAUCGAAAAACAAACCAACAGCAGAAACAAAAAUAAUGUUCAUCAUCCUUCUCCUGCUUCCGUUUUAAUACAUAAACAUGCUGGAGCUAAAGUUGAUCAAUUUAUUAAUGCUUUGGAGAAUUUGAUUUAUGAAGCUAUGGGUAACUUUGAAGAAUGGAUCGAAUUGAAAUUUUUUUCAACCAUUCUUGAUGUUGAAACUUAUUGGAACGAAACGGAACCAACUUUAAAAUUCUCUUAUAUACCUAUCAUUAAACCUUAUGGUGUAAUAGGUUAUUAUAUUCUUGAAAAAUUUUCUAAAGAGAUUCAAUCAUAUUUUGAAACUACAAUGCAAAGUAUUUCUUUUCAAUCUGAUCAAGUUACUGGUGAAUUAACUUCUAUAGGAAAUUGUACUAAUUAUUAUAAAAUUUCUAUCAACAUUAAAGAUAAUUAUACUAAAGAAGAUAUCAUAAUACAUACUAGAUUAGACAAUUAUAGAGUCAGUUAA